Molecule: messenger RNA, 748 nt
Organism: Daphnia pulicaria
Lineage: Eukaryota; Metazoa; Arthropoda; Branchiopoda; Diplostraca; Daphniidae
Product: coronin-6-like
Exons: 5
Coding region: 206-748 (180 amino acids)
Biological process (GO): actin filament organization
Molecular function (GO): actin filament binding
Source: RefSeq, a predicted model, not a curated record
GUGCACGACUGGUCGACUGCAUUCAAUGACCACUUUGAAAAGUUUUACCACAAAAUAGAGGUCGUUCGUGUGACUCGUGUCUCGUGUCAGCUGUCCACCAUUGAUACAGUGAUUUUUAAUUCUAGUGUUCAUUUCUAGUAUUGAGUACUGACAGUUGUAUAACAACUUUAUUUUAGGUUAAUAAUUUAUAUCUAGCAACAGGAACAUGUCGGCAAUGGGCCACAGAGUUGUUCGUGUUUCAAAAUUUAGAAAUGUGUAUGGCACAUGUUGGAAGAGAGACUUGUGCUAUGAUGACAUCAAAGUCUCCAAAUCGUCAUCGGAUUCAACUUUCUGUACUGUUAAUCAGAAAUUCCUUGCCGUCAUUGCUGAUUCAGCUGGUGGAGGAGCAUUUGUUGUUUUACCCAAUCCCAAGGAAAAUGUUGGGAGAAUGAAAUCUGAUUGUCCUGUUGUCAGUGGGCAUAAAGGACCUGUCUUAGAUAUUGCUUUUUGCCCUCAUAAUGAUCACCUGAUCGCUUCCGGCAGUGUUCGGCAAAACUAUGGAUCAUUCCAGACGGUGGUCUUACAACGUAAGAAUAAUUGCAGUGAAAAAAGUUAUUCGCUAUACGCGCCAUUAUCUUUUAUCAAGUGGUCAUUGAAUGCAGUCGACCAGUCGUGCACGGAUUCAAAACGAAUACGGGCCCUUAACAAAGUCCUUUCUCACCCCAAUUUUGAUUUUUCAAAAAACGGAAUAAACGGAUUUAAAUCCUAA